Messenger RNA from Brassica napus (rape), 1530 nucleotides. RefSeq lists its product as uncharacterized. The coding region runs from base 1 to 1530 and encodes 509 amino acids. Gene Ontology annotation, molecular function: RNA-DNA hybrid ribonuclease activity; nucleic acid binding. Lineage: Eukaryota; Viridiplantae; Streptophyta; Magnoliopsida; Brassicales; Brassicaceae. The record is from RefSeq and is a predicted model, not a curated record. The transcript has a single exon. Gene Ontology annotation, biological process: DNA integration.
AUGUGGGCUAUCGAGCUUAGUGAGCACGACAUUGGGUUCAAAAAUCGGACGGCGGCAAAAUCGCAUGUCCUCGCCGACUUCCUUAUCGAACUCGCGACAGAGCUGGAGCAAGACCUAAUCCUCCCAAGUCAAAACUGGAUUCUCCACGUCGACGGUUCGUCGACAAACAAAGGAUCGGGAGCAGGAGUCCAACUGCAGUCACCAACAGGUGAAUUAAUCAGACAGUCGUUCAGUUUCGGCUUCGCCGCUUCGAACAACGAGGCAGAAUACGAGUCGCUCAUCGCAGGAUUACGACUAGCCAAGGCAGUCAAGGCAAAACGGCUCAGUGCAUACUGCGACUCGCCGCUCGUCACCAGUCAGUUCAGUGGUGACUACAAUGCCCGCAAUGAACGAAUGGACGCCUACCUCAAAGUUCUCCAAACGCUCGCUAAGGACUUUGAGUUUUUCGAACUCACGAAAGUCCCUAGAGGGGAAUACGUGUGCGCCGACGCCCUCGCUGCCUUAGGCAGCAGACUACGAGAUCAAGUUAAACGAACCAUCCCGAUCCACAAGAUUAACAAACCGAGCAUCGAGCUGACGCCCGACGAAACGACUAUCGUAGCACCCGUAUCCGAAGCUGUUGCUAUGGAAGAGGACUCUGCGACAGAAGAAAUCGAAGCCCCCGACUGGAGAACAGAGUUCAUCGAUUACCUUGUUGAUGGAAAAUUACCCCUCGAGAAGUGGAUCCCGAGACGACUCAAAACACGAAGUGCCCACUACGCCGUCCUGGAUGGAGAACUCCACCGAUGGACCGCAACCAAAGUACUCUUGAAGGGCAUCCAUGGCGAAGAAACGGGUCUCGUCAUGGCCGAAACGCACGAAGGCGCCGCAGGAAAUAAUUCUGGAGGACGAGCACUCGCAUUAAAAGUCAAAAUCCUCGGCUUUUACUGGCCAACGAUGAACAUGGACUGCGAAGCAUACGCUCAACGAUGCGAUCAAUGUCAGCGACACGAUUCAACUAUCCAUUGCCCGACAGAGCUCUUGCGUACAAUGACGGCUCCGUACCCUUUCAUGCGAUGGGGAAUGUACAUAAUCGGGCUUAUGUCAUGCUCCCGACAGAAGCGUUUCGUCCUAGUCUUAACCGACUACUUCACAAAAUGGAUCGAGGUGGAAGCUUUCGCCAACAUAACAGAAAAAGAGGUCCAACGGUUCGUCUGGAAGAACAUCAUCUAUCGCUACGGCCUGCCUUACGAGAUAGUGACCGACAAUGGCUCCCAAUUCAUAUUGAACAAGUUUCGAGAAUUCUGCGAGAGGUGGAGGAUCCGCCUCAAUACAUCAAGCCCGAGAUACCCGCAGAGUAAUGGUCAAGCCGAGGCGUCCAACAAGAUAAUAAUUGACGGACUGAAGAAACGCCUUGACUUGAAAAGGGAUGAUGUGCCGAUGAACUCGACGGCGUCCUAUGGUCGCACAGAACGACUCCUCGAGGAGCGACUAAGUCAAUUCCCUUCUCGAUGGCCCACAGAGUCAAGGCUAUGGCUCUCGCAGAAGUGA